Messenger RNA from Mytilinidion resinicola, 1190 nucleotides. RefSeq lists its product as uncharacterized. NCBI's taxonomy places the organism in Eukaryota, Fungi, Ascomycota, Dothideomycetes, Mytilinidiales, Mytilinidiaceae. Gene Ontology annotation, molecular function: protein serine/threonine kinase activity; ATP binding. The record is from RefSeq and is a predicted model, not a curated record. Gene Ontology annotation, biological process: protein phosphorylation; intracellular signal transduction. The transcript has a single exon. The coding region runs from base 264 to 1037 and encodes 257 amino acids. Gene Ontology annotation, cellular component: cytoplasm; nucleus.
AAAGGGUGGAGAUUGGUCUCGACAUCAUAAGUGGCUGUCUAUAGCCCGUCUGCGGAUGCUGGGUCUGGUUGUAUUGGCUGGACAUCGUUGGCUCGUGGCCAUUGUGGAAAAGUCCGAUUGUUGGGAGUUGUGGUCAAAGGUCCGCUGGCUGGAAGGACGACCGUCGAGCCACCAACCACCGUCGUAAGCCCUCCCGGCGCCGAAAACACAGCCGUCUGCCCUCCAAUUACAGUCGUUAAUGGCCCGCCUGCUGGAAGUACACUAUGUGUUUGCCAGCCAUGACCGAACUAAUUAGCCACGAAAAUGUCCACGAUCCCAAAAUCAUCAUCGGCGACUUUGGCGAAGCCUUCUUUGCCACUGUCCAAGAGGACCGCGGCUACCUAAACACUCCUAUCAAACUCCGUCCCCCAGAAGCCUUUUUUAACGAAUGCCUCGGGCCUAAAGUCGACGCGUGGACGCUAGCCUGCACAGCCUUUGAGAUACUUGGCAUGCAUGGACUAUUCCCAGAGAUAGAAGACUUGUGCAUAGCUGAAAUGAUUAUCCACUUAGGUCCGCUUCCGGAAAAGUGGUGGGAGACGUGGGAAGCUAAGGACGAGUUUUUCUACCCGGGCGGCUCUCCCCGGGAUAAACCUCAGUUCAAGUCGUUAGCUGAGCACAUGCUGGCGAUGGGCCGCGGCCAAACGCCCGAAGCCUGCGAGUUUAGCAAGGAAGAGUUUGCGGCUCUAGAAGGCCUUUUCAAGAAGAUGCUCACAUAUGAGUCCGCGGACAGGAUCACUUCUAGCGAAAUGGUGGCUUCGGAUUGGAUGCAGAAGUGGGCGGUUAGGGACAUAGUGGAGCCAGCUCCGCAACAAGCGUUGCAGGCACUGUUCGAGGGCUGCCGGGAGUUUGACCCGAUUUUCAAAGAGCAGGACAAGAAGCGGUUAGCAAAAAUGGCUAAGUUAAAAGCUCAAAAGGCUAGGGCAAACGCGAAAGAGCACCAGGAGAAUAAAGCGGAGGUAAGGGAGCCUCCAGACGAGGCUCCCGACCAUUAUGCUUGAGCACUAGAAGAGCUGCGACCACGGAGACUGGAAUUAGGGUAGCUUUACAGAAAGGUCUGGGUAAUCUUGUUUAACACUGUUGUGCUGGGGAUAGAGAAAAAUUUACGUAAUCACGGCGUUCGCAGAGAUGUAUGCCGUCAGCUUUUUAUGGAU